Messenger RNA from Poecilia reticulata (guppy), 1038 nucleotides. NCBI's taxonomy places the organism in Eukaryota, Metazoa, Chordata, Actinopteri, Cyprinodontiformes, Poeciliidae. The record is from RefSeq and is a predicted model, not a curated record.
UAUAUUAAAACAAUAGCCGAUGUUCUUCUUUUGACUGCAACACAAAACAUCGCUCAAAGGGGUCAUCAAGAGUCUGAGGACUCUAAAAAUAAGGGAAACUUUUUGGCCAUAUUGGAUGAAAUAGCAAAGCAUGAUAAGUUAAUUGAAAAAAAGCUUAGAGGAUGGUCCAAUGCAAAAUACACAAGUCCUCAAAUCCAAARUGAAAUUCUUCAGGGCUUAGCAGAGAUGGUACAGACUGAAAUCAUAAAAGAAGUGAAGGAAUGUGAAGUGUUCAGUGUUAUUGCAGAUGAAACAAAAGACUUGCAAAAAAAGGAACAAAUGUCUGUGGUUGUACGAUAUUAUUACAAUGGUGUCAUCCACGAAAGCUUCCUAUGUUUCCAGGCAGCUGAAAGCCUUAAUGCAGCAGGUCUUAGUGAAAUGAUCAUUAACUGUCUUVAGAAACAUGGUCUGGACUACAAAAAUAACCUAGUGGGACAGGGUUAUGACGGCGCAUCUGUCAUGAGUGGGAAGCAUUCUGGUGUAUCUGCCAGAAUUCAGAGCAAUGCCAGAUUUGCAUUUUAUGUUCAUUGUAACGCACAUUGCUUGAAUUUAGUCCUUGUUGACGCURCCAAAGCAGUCCCUGAGGUCGUUGACUUUUUUGCACUUCUACAGCAGCUUUAUAACUUUGUGUCUGGCUCUUAUGUUCAUCUGAGGUGGCUUGAUGUACAGAAAGAGUUGUAUCCAGCAGAACAACCCAGGGAGCUCCAGGCACUUUCAGAUACGAGGUGGGCUUGCAGGUACAAGGCAUGCCGUACCAUGAGAGACAGACUUCCAGCAGUUCUGAGAUUGUUGCAGGAUAUUGCAUUUGAAAGAAACGGCGAAAGAUCAGUGGAGGCGAGGGGUCUGCUUCUUCAAAUAGAUAUCCAAUUUUUAGGUCUUUUGGUUACCUUUUGUAAAGUCCUUGGUGAUGCCAAAUGUCUUUCUAACAUGCUUCAGUCUAGCACUCUUGACCUAGCAAGAGCUGUAGAUCUAGUAGGUGCUAUUGGAGACACUUUCCAG